AUGAACUCCGUCCGAGAUGUCAAACAGCGCAAAGUAGGUAUGGGAACAAUGACCUAUCAGCCUACGGAUGAUCAACUUAGUACUGGAAGUUUCGCAGAAAGAAUAAGUGACUUCGCGGAAAGCAUAUAUUGGAUGUACUAUAUCCAUUUACCAUUCUAUUUGAUGACGUCUUUCGAUGCGUUCUGCCUGCACACAUUCUUUCUGGCGAUUUUCACGCUCAGUCUCUUUGGUUUCAUCAAGUACAUAUUUCUUUAA
Molecule: messenger RNA, 255 nt
Organism: Lachancea mirantina
Lineage: Eukaryota; Fungi; Ascomycota; Saccharomycetes; Saccharomycetales; Saccharomycetaceae
Source: the annotation of a GenBank genome assembly